AUUAACAUGAGAGUUAGAAUUUACAGUACAGGAGUUGACUUGAGCAGGCUCAGUAGUAUAAAUGCAGAAGUAUCAAAUGAAGAAAAAAUAUUGAAGUUAUGGAAGGAUGACUGUGAGGUAGCAGCCUCAUAGAGGAGGAGGGAUGUAUUUUCUCCUACAGUUUGAGAAAAAGAGGCAUGCUUUACUCUCUUCAGAAAAUCCUCCACUUUUCAAUCCUAUGUGUUGGAAGCUGAGGAACAAAUAUUACCAUGCAAAGCAUAAGGAGUUGAAUUAUUAUGAAAAAUCAAGCAAAUAAUCAGUAACGCCAACAAAGUUAAAGUACAGAAAUGAGAAAACAAUGCAGCAAGUGUUGGAUAAUCUUACGGAGCUGCCUUCAUCUACAGGAGCAGAAGAAAUAGACCUAAUUUUCCUCAAGGGAAUUAUGGAGAAUCCUAUUGUAAAAUCACUGGCUAAGGCUCAUGAGCGACUAGAAGAUUCAAAAUUAGAAGCUGUUAGUGACAAUAACUUGGAAUUAGUCAAUGAAAUUCUUGAAGAUAUCACUCCUCUAAUGAAUGUGGAUGAAAAUGUAGCAGAAUUGGUUGGUAUCCUCAAGGAGCCUCACUUCCAGUCACUCCUGGAAGCCCAUGAUAUUGUGGCAUCAAAGUGUUAUGAUUCACCUCCAUCAAGCCCAGAAAUGAAUAAUUCUAUCAAUAACCAGUUGUUGCCGGUAGAUGCCAUUCGUAUUCUUGGUAUUCACAAAAGAGCUGGGGAACCACUGGGUGUAACAUUUAGGGUUGAAAAUAAUGAUCUGGUAAUUGCCCGAAUCCUUCAUGGAGGAAUGAUAGAUCGACAGGGUCUGCUUCAUGUGGGAGAUAUCAUCAAAGAAGUCAAUGGCCAUGAGGUCGGAAACAAUCCAAAGGAGUUACAAGAAUUACUGAAAAGUAUUAGUGGAAGUGUCACCCUAAAAAUUUUACCCAGCUAUAGAGACACCAUUACCCCUCAGCAGAGUUGCAUCAAUAUGGAGAGGCAUCCAGCACACAUCCGUCAGGUAUUUGUGAAAUGUCAUUUUGAUUAUAAUCCAUACAAUGAUAACCUGAUACCCUGCAAAGAAGCAGGAUUGAAGUUUUCAAAAGGAGAGAUUCUUCAGAUUGUAAACAGAGAAGAUCCAAACUGGUGGCAGGCUAGCCACGUAAAAGAGGGUGGAAGCGCUGGCCUCAUUCCAAGCCAGUUCCUGGAAGAGAAGAGAAAGGCAUUUGUUAGAAGAGACUGGGACAAUUCAGGACCUUUUUGUGGAACCAUAAGUAGCAAAAAAAAGAAAAAGAUGAUGUAUCUCACAACCAGAAAUGCAGAAUUUGACCGACAUGAAAUCCAGAUCUAUGAGGAGGUAGCCAAAAUGCCUCCCUUCCAGAGAAAGACUUUAGUGUUAAUAGGAGCUCAAGGAGUGGGCCGAAGAAGCUUGAAAAACAGAUUCAUAGUACUGAAUCCUACUAGAUUUGCAACCACUGUACCAUUUACUUCACGGAAACCAAGGGAAGAUGAAAAAGAUGGUCAGGCAUAUAAAUUUGUGUCACGAUCAGAGAUGGAAGCAGAUAUUAAAGCUGGAAAAUAUUUGGAACAUGGGGAAUAUGAAGGAAAUCUCUAUGGAACCAAAAUUGAUUCUAUUCUUGAAGUUGUCCAAACUGGACGAACUUGUAUUUUGGAUGUCAACCCACAGGCCCUGAAAGUGCUGAGGACGUCCGAGUUCAUGCCCUAUGUUGUGUUCAUUGCUGCUCCCGAACUGGAGACGUUACGUGCCAUGCACAAGGCCGUCGUGGAUGCCGGUAUCACUACCAAGCUUUUGACAGACUCUGACUUGAAGAAAACAGUGGAUGAAAGUGCACGGAUUCAAAGAGCAUACAACCACUAUUUUGAUUUGAUCAUCGUAAACGACAAUCUAGACAAAGCCUUUGAGAAAUUACAAACUGCCAUUGAGAAACUGAGAAUGGAACCACAGUGGGUCCCAAUCAGCUGGGUUUACUGAUGAUUCGAUAAGGUUAACAAUUAAAAUAAAACUUUUAAAAAGUAACUGCAACAAAUAAGCCUUCUACUGAGAAAAUACAUGUACAGAUAGAAGAUAAUCUGCCAAGUCUAGGCAUUUUUAUUGUGUAGAAUGAAAUGCCAGUAUACUAUUCUGAUUUUUAUAUGAAAUGUGCUUGGGAAGGUGUACUAAUGUAUAAUUUAUCUUAAUUUUUCUAACUUUUUAUGGAUAAUCUUUCUACUCAUAUCACAAAGAAAUGCGUUGAAGCA
Molecule: messenger RNA, 2265 nt
Organism: Talpa occidentalis (Iberian mole)
Lineage: Eukaryota; Metazoa; Chordata; Mammalia; Eulipotyphla; Talpidae
Gene: PALS2
Product: protein associated with LIN7 2, MAGUK p55 family member
Exons: 14
Coding region: 338-1999 (553 amino acids)
Cellular component (GO): plasma membrane; cell-cell junction
Molecular function (GO): protein binding
Source: RefSeq, a predicted model, not a curated record